AUGUUGUGCAAGAGUGUCCAGAGGUUCACCAUCUCCAUGGUCCGUCGCAGCCACUAUGAGGAGGGUCCAGGGAAAAAUUUGCCAUUUUCAGUGGAAAACAAGUGGCAGUUACUGGCUAUGAUGACCAUGUACUUUGGAUCUGGAUUUCCCACUCCUUUCUUUAUAGUAAGACACCAACUACUUAAAAAAUAAGG
Molecule: messenger RNA, 194 nt
Organism: Apodemus sylvaticus (European woodmouse)
Lineage: Eukaryota; Metazoa; Chordata; Mammalia; Rodentia; Muridae
Product: cytochrome c oxidase subunit 7C, mitochondrial-like
Exons: 1
Coding region: 1-192 (63 amino acids)
Biological process (GO): mitochondrial electron transport, cytochrome c to oxygen
Source: RefSeq, a predicted model, not a curated record